AUGCCUGAUUAUUUCUUUCAUGUUGUUAUCGAACUCUUUGCAGACUUCUCUUCACUCGUGAAACAGCCCGAGCAUUCUCAACCUCCGAACUUGACUCCCUUCUUCAAAGCCUUGAAACCGUUCACAAGUUCCUCCGCAAGACGCCGAUCUAGGGACCUCGCUACCGAUCACAAGAAGGCCUCCUCUGCGCUCCAAGUACGAUCCCAUCUGACGGCAACCCACGAAGACCUCCCUCUGCCAGUGCCUCAUUCCGAUCCCAACGACCACCGCCUCGACAGCAUCUACCUUGACAGCGCGGAUAUGUCAUCCCAAUCUGCAGGCACCGAGCUAUCGGGGGGCAAUGAAAACAUCAUCGGGAAAGGAAUUGGAACCGCGAUAUCGGGACGUCAUAUGAGGGCCAGGUUUGAAGCCUUGCAAAGUCAAGAAGGGUGGGGGAUUGUCCAUCUUUACCGGGAUACCGAAGAGACAACGGGACUGUACAAGGACUCCGCCUACCGAUCCAGCGAUCUUUGGAGCGACGCGAUUCGCAGUUCACCCCCCGGCAGAUCUCACCCACCUCCUAAAGACGAAGAAUGUACCACGUUAUGUAUCCUGGCCGUGCCAUCAUACAUGACACCCUCGGAUCUCCUUUCAUGGGUCGGUCAGGAGACAAGAAGCGAAGUGAGUCAUUUCAGGAUGGUCCGAACCGCACGGGCAAACCGAUACAUGGUCUUGAUGAAAUUCAAAAAUGGCAAAAAGGCAAGGGAAUGGCAGCAUGAAUGGAACGGCAAAGUCUUCAACAGUAUAGAGCCUGAAACAUGCCAUGUCGUUUUCUUGAAAUCAGUCGAGGUGCUUCAGACUCCCAGCAUGGAACCGAGUGGCGCAUUGACUUCACAAACCACAACCUAUCCACGUAUGACCAACGACCCUUUCAUCCCAACCUCCACGACUACCAAACCUCUUGCUCCCAGAACACCGUCGCUGGUCGAGUUACCGACAUGUCCCGUCUGCCUGGAGCGCAUGGACGAAACUACAGGCCUGCUGACCAUCCCUUGUCAGCAUGUGUUUCACUGUACAUGCCUCGAAAAGUGGUCAGGCGGCGGUUGUCCUGUCUGUAGGUACACUCACGACGACUUUUCAUCCUUUUUGGGCACCUACAAAUCCAAGAACAAGACCCCCGGCGAGACUGAGACCGACCACGGACCCCUGGAGUGCGAAGUCUGUCACGUGGAUACAAGUCUUUGGCAAUGUCUCAUCUGUGGCAAAGUCGGCUGUGGAAGGUAUGAAGGGAAACACGCAUAUGCGCAUUUUGAAGAAAGUGGCCAUACUUUCAGCAUGGACCUGGAAAGUAAACGAGUUUGGGACUAUGCGGGAGAUGCCUAUGUUCAUCGCAUCAUUCAGGAUGCCGCCAAACCAGGUGAGAAAUUGGUGGAACUUCCAGGCAGGGGACGCGAGCCUACUGCACUACAAGGACAGGAAGAUGUCGACUUUGUCAAGCGGCAGAAUGACGCCCUGGAAUAUACUCACCUGUUGACUAGCCAGCUGGAAAGCCAGAGGGUCUAUUUCGAAGAGGUCGUCGAAAGAGCUGUUGACAAAGCUGCCGAAGCGACCAAGAAGGCCGAGCGUGCCAUGGAAGAGAGUCGUCUCGCAACCGAAAGACUGCGGAGGCUGGAGAGAGAGCAUGAUAUUGUUGCCAAAGGCCGCGUGCCGGAACUGGAAAAGGAGAACGCCCGUCUGGAGAAGCGCAGUGCGAAGUUUGAAGAAAUGGCACGCACAUUCAAUGAAAAGUAUCAAGAAGAGAAGGCUCUCAGUGCCAGCCUUAUGGAAAGAGUCGAAUUCCUUGAAAAGACGCAAUUGACCCAACUUAAUGAAACCAUUCAACGGCUGGAAGAGGAAAAAGCAACCCAGGAGUUGUUGAUGGAAGGUCUCCGAGACGAACACCGCGAUGCUAUGAUGCAGAUAUCCGCACAGAAGAAGUUGCAGGAAAUGGUUGCCAACGGUGAACUGGACGCCGAAGACCUGGAAGGUGCCGUCAUCGAGGCUGGACCGGCGAAGAAAGUCCCUACCGCCAGGCGUCGGAGGGUGACGAACACAAAGCAGACUGGAUUGUCUGGCUCAACAUCCGCCCCAUCAACUCAACAGCCGCCAGCAACUUCCUCUACCUCCAUAGAGAAAACCCGUGACCGCACUGAAGGCGAAGACCUCCUCAACAGCAUCUUCGCCCAACUCUCACGCUCCCACGAUUGGGACGAACAGAAAGCGAAACAAAUCCUCGACGAGUGUCGAACCAAGAUGCUCGGUGAGGGUUUGCUUGUUCAGGCGCCGCCCGCGUCGGCCGAGACUGAAGGCAGUGAUGCUGAAGCAGUAGACGACGGCGGCAAUCAAGCUAAGCCGGCAAAUGUUGGCAAAAAGCGCAAGGGCAAGAAGAAGUCCAAGAAGUAA
Capronia coronata CBS 617.96 is the source of this 2421-nucleotide messenger RNA. RefSeq lists its product as uncharacterized. Gene Ontology annotation, cellular component: cytoplasm. NCBI's taxonomy places the organism in Eukaryota, Fungi, Ascomycota, Eurotiomycetes, Chaetothyriales, Herpotrichiellaceae. Gene Ontology annotation, biological process: Ras protein signal transduction; protein ubiquitination. Gene Ontology annotation, molecular function: zinc ion binding; ubiquitin protein ligase activity. The record is from RefSeq and is a predicted model, not a curated record. The coding region runs from base 1 to 2421 and encodes 806 amino acids. The transcript has a single exon.